This is a messenger RNA of Paramecium pentaurelia, 1614 nucleotides long. The record is from the annotation of a GenBank genome assembly. NCBI's taxonomy places the organism in Eukaryota, Ciliophora, Oligohymenophorea, Peniculida, Parameciidae.
AUGCAUAGAAGGAAUCCAAUACAUAGAUUAUUUUGCAGUUAAAAUUGGACAAUCAAAUCAUAAAUUACACUAUUCUCUGUUCUUUAUAUUGCUUUUUGCAUUUUGAUAACAACUACUUUGCUUGUGAUCUUCUUGAAUUUUUCAAAGGACUCAUUAACAAAAAGUACCUUAUCAAUGGAAAGGUUAGAAACAACGAAUUAAAUGUCUCGAUAUAAUUCUCUAUAAACUUAAUCUUUCAAUAGAGUUCUGAAUUUUAGUUACUAGACUUUAUCCAAUAUUGACAAAUUAAAUCACUUUAUUGAAUUGUAGAGAUAAAACAAUUUUGAGAUAACUUAACCUACAAAUUGUAUUGAUAAUCCAAAGCUAUGGGAUAAAUAUAUUUUCAAUUGUAGUUUAUGCUACAAAUUUUGUAAUAAAACUAUGUUGAUAGAUGAGUCUGAUUAUUAAUAAUACCUUUCAUUAAUAUCUCUAAUAACUUAGACUCUUCCAAUAUUGAAUUUAUAUAGAUAAACAUUUUUUACUAGCACAGGUUUUGAAUAAUUCUUUACUGUAUUUAAAGGAGGAGAUUAUACUAAAUUUGUAGCUCAUAUAAGACCUUGGUAUAUAAAUCAUAUGAAUAGAACUAAAUAUGAAAAUCAUAGAUACUAUUUAUCUGAUUUAUAUUUGGAUUGGAUUAAUAAAUUAGCAAUAGCAUUUACAGUAAGUUUGACUAAUUUAGAGGGUGAAAUGAUAGGAGUGAUUGGAUAUGAUUUGGCUUUUGAUUUACUUCCCUAUUUUGUAGAUUAAAGAUUAAAAAUGGAAAUUGUUAAUUCAACAGGUCAUUUAUUAGUUAGUAGUUAUUAUGAAGAAUUUAAAUAUCCUACUGUAAUUUAUAAUACUUCUUUAACGGGAUUCACAAAAUAUGAUUGGCAAAAGAUGAAAUAAUUUGGAGAUGAUGAUAAUAUAGGAAAAGGUACAUUAAGAGUAAAGAAUCAUAAAACAAUGGAAUUUAAUGAAGUAUCAGUUUAUAAAAUGGAAUAUCCUUAAUUUUAUAUUAUUAUGUAUUUAUAUGUUAUAACUAGUUAUUAAACAGAUGAUUAAUUUAUAAAGGAUCAAUAAGCAAUUUUAGAUAAUUUAGCUAAGUUUGAUGAAAGCAUUUUAUUAGGAACUAUAUAUUUUAGUUUAAUAAUUUUAUUUUCAGUAUUGUUGAUUCAGUUCUUAAUAAUUAAAUAUGUUUUAAAUCAUUUAGAAUCAUUAGUUUUAAUAACAAAAUAAUAAAUAUUCUUAAAAUAAAGAAUUAAAAAUAAAAGUGUAGCAAUUAAUCCUGAUAAAGAUAAUACUAUAUCUAAAUUAUGUCGAUCUUUUUUAAGAUUAAAUUAAAAUUUAACUAAUUUUAAAUGGAAGAAAUCUAAAUUGUGUAGAUCUAUAUAGAAAAUCAAUUAUCCUAGAAAGAAUUCAGGAAUAGAUUCAUAAAUGUGUGAGAAUUUCAAUAAUUAAAUUAAAGAAUAAUUACAAUAAUUAGAAGACUAUGAAGAUGAUAAUUUUACAUGUUUCAAUAAAGAUUUGUUUAAGAGACUCAUUUCCAGAAAUAAGUAUUUACAUAAGUUAUUUAUAUAAAAAUAUGGUACUCAGUGA